This is a messenger RNA of Aedes aegypti (yellow fever mosquito), 982 nucleotides long. RefSeq names its product protein canopy homolog 4 (gene CNPYb). The record is from RefSeq and is a predicted model, not a curated record. Gene Ontology annotation, molecular function: signaling receptor binding. The transcript has 3 exons. Lineage: Eukaryota; Metazoa; Arthropoda; Insecta; Diptera; Culicidae. Bases 123 to 770 code for a protein of 215 amino acids. Gene Ontology annotation, cellular component: endomembrane system.
AUUCCAGCCGCCGGUUCAACUGUCAUAUUCCAGCCAAUCAGAUUAGAGCACGAAAAUAAACAAAAACGCGAGCUCAGGCAAGUUAGGUGUCCGUUCCUCAUUCUGGACAUACGUAAACCGAAAUGACAAAACUGAUUCAUACAGUGCUCCUGUUGCUUCCGGUUCUGGUUUGUGGAGGACCAGAAGAGAAGGAAGGAGUCAAAUAUGCAAGCAAAUGCGAAGCCUGUAAAAUUCUCGCUACGGAACUUCAGGCUCGACUUUCGGAAACGGGGAAAUCCCACGAUGUUAUAGAAUUGGGAUACUCGGUGGACGACGUGAAGCCAAAAAAGCGAACCGAAUACCGAAGAAGCGAACUCCGGUUGCUGGAAUCGAUGGAGAACGUCUGUGAUCGGAUCCUCGAGUACAACAUCCACAAGGAGCGCAAGGACAGCACACGGUUCGCCAAAGGCAUGUCGCAGACCUUCCAAACGCUGCAUGGAUUGGUGAACAAGGGGGUCAAGGUCGAUCUGGGCAUCCCCUACGAAUUGUGGGAUAAACCGUCCGCUGAAAUAACGCAGAUGAAGACGCAAUGCGAAACGAUGGUGGAAAACUUUGAGGAUGUGAUCGAAAAGUGGUAUUUCAAUAAACAGGAAGAAAUUCCGCUCAUCAAGUACUUGUGCGAAGAUCGAGUACUGAGAGCAAACGACCACCAGUGUUUGUACGAAACGCUGGAAGCGAAAUCCGACGCAAGUGAUUCUGCUGAAAAGGAAGACCAAAAAGACGAACUUUGAAAUGCAAGGUGAUUGUCAUCCGAUUGAAACCCUGAACUGAAUGAUGCUUUAAUGUAAUUAAUAUAAUUUACGUGUCAUUUCGUGCUCGCCACAUAAAGUUCCAAGUUUUCUGUAAUUUAGAAAUUAAAAAGUUAGCCAUUUUCGAACAAAGUCAUUCUACCACACGUGUUUGAAUUUUACCUUUAAUAAACAGCGCAUUUUUUAAUAAACCA